GCGUGUAAAAGUUAAUAAGUUGUUCCACUUACAAUUUCAUCAUCCCGAACCCGCACGGCCAACAAGCAGUUGAAUUAACCCGCACAACAAUCCGAAACCAUCGCAAUCCAUCCCCAUUUAUUCAUUACAAGCAAUUAUCACCGUCGCUUACUCUAUUCAUUUCGGAUCUCAUCGUGGAGAGGUCAUUCCAUUACCUGAACCAACUUCCCAGUUACGCGCGACUCCGAGGCGCAAACAAUCCACUGUGGCGUCCGUUCUCACUCAAACGCAGUCGCAACUGUCUCUUCAACAACACUUGGAUAUCUCGUCGGAGGUCCUGGAAUACGUGCAAGAGGAACUGGAGGGGGAACCACAACCUUUGAUGAUGGCGCAGGCAGGAGGGCCUAACCAAAAUCCGCCAAAUGACAAGAGAAGGGUCAAAGUCUAUGAGUUGCGCGAUGGUGACUGGUUUGAUAGAGGAACCGGCUUUUGCAGAGCCGACUUUAUGGUUGAUAAUGGCCCUGAAAAAUCAGACCCUAGAGUAAUGGUGCAGUCGGAGGAUCAACCAGGUCGUAUACUUCUAGAGACUAAGAUCGUUAAAGGAGAUGAAUUUCAGAAACAGCAAGAAACUCUCAUAGUAUGGACGGAACCGGAUAGUGAGAUGGAUAUGGCUCUCAGCUUUCAAGAAGCAGAGGGCUGCACGGCUGUUUGGCGAUUCAUCAACAACAUACAAACGACUCUGGGUGGACAUGGAGGAAUUAGUAUUGAGGAAGAUAUCAUAUCUGAUGAUAACAUCCCCGAGCUAAACAUUCCAACGUCUCUCCCCAAUCCUUCAUUGGGUAACCUGCCCGAAUUGGAAAUGCAAUUAAGACAAUUGAACAGCACAACAUCCGGACGCGAAGCCCUUACGAAAUUGGUGAUCAACGAAAACUACAUUCGCAGAUUGAUACCACUGGUCGAAGUAGCAGAAGAUAUGGAGGAUUUACCAAGUUUACAUCGACUUUGCAACAUGAUGAAGAUUAUAAUUUUGCUCAAUGACAAUGCAAUAAUCGAGCAUAUCGUUACGGAUGAGGUGGUUAUUGGUGUUGUCGGAGCUUUAGAGUACGAUUCGGAUUUCCCAAGUCACAAGGCCAAUCAUCGACUUUGGUUAGGCAAAAAGGAUAUAUAUAAAGAAGUUGUCGAGAUACCCGAUGAGAACAUCAUGAGGAAGAUUCAUAAUACGAAUCGAUUACAAUAUCUCAAGGAUGUUGUCCUCGCCCGAAUCUUGGAUGACCCAACGUUCUCAGUUCUCAACGGUCUUAUCUUUUUCAAUCAAGUGGAGAUUGUCCAAUAUCUACAGAACAAUACAGCAGUUCUCAAGGAACUUUUUGGCAUUUUUGGAAACCAAGAGACAGACCAGGAAAGGAAGAAGAUGGCUGUACUUUUCAUACAACAAUGCUGCGCUAUCGCGAAGAAUUUGCAACCACCAGGACGACAAACGCUAUACAAUAACUUUUUGAGUCAUGGUCUUUUGUCUGUCAUUAAUUUCGCUCUCAAACACAAUGACGUUGGGGUUCGAGUGGGAGCUACAGACGUAUUGGUUUCUAUGAUUGAUCAUGAUCCGCAAAUGAUUCGUCAAACCAUAUUUCGACAAAUGGCCGAGAAGCAAACUUUGCUGACUGAUUCUCUUAUCGAUCUUCUUCUGGUAGAAGCGGAUUUGGGUGUAAAAGCUCAAAUAGCAGAUGCGAUCAAGGUUCUUCUCGACCAAGGUAGUCAUGUAGGACCAUUGGAAGGACUCUCCAAAGCCAAUGGUGCUGAAUAUGCCGCUCGAAUUCGAAACCAAACAGAUCCUCAACAUGAACUUUUCCUUAAUCAAUUCUAUGAGGAGUCUGCGAAAAAAUUAUUUAAACCUUUAGUGGAUUUGAAAGGACGCGAAGAUAUGAACUUUACUGUUCAUCAAGUAUCUUUAUUCAUUUACUUGAUAGAGAUUCUUUGCUUUUUCAUUAGACAACACAUGCACCGCAGCAAAUAUUUUGUGCUAUCAGAAGGAUUAGCUCAACGUAUCUCUCAGCUUUUGGGGAGCCCAGAGAAGUACCUAAAAUUAACUGCAUUGAAGUUUUUCCGAAAUUUGGUUGGUUUACAAGAUGAAUUUUACAAUCAACAGAUGAUGCAAGAUCAUCUCUUUGAGCCAGUCUUAGACCUUGUCAUUGAAACAAUGCCUCGAGAUAAUCUUUUGAAUUCAGCUUGUUUGGAGUUCUUUGAAUUUAUCAAGAAUCAAGGUUCUAGUACAAGGGUUUUGGUCAAUCAUUUGGUGGAAAACUAUCGAGAAAAAUUCGAGUCAAUCACCUAUGUUGACACUUUCACAAAUUUCAUCACAAGGUAUGAUAAUAAUCAGGGAUUUGCAUCGAGUAUGGACACUUCAUUCCUCGACACCGAAGAUGAAAGUCCGAAGAGACCUGAGACAGGUAGAGGUAGUAGAUGGGGCUCAGGUAUCAAGGACUUAGAUGCGGAUGAAGAAGCCUAUUUCAAUACUUCUGACGAUGAAGAGGAAAAAUCUCAGGAUCAGAGUUUGACGAAUGGGGAAUCACCUGCUUCGCAGCCUUUAGUUGACUAUCCAUCGGAUGAAGAAAAUGAAAAUUCGGAAAACGAUAUUUCUGUGGGUAUAACCUCCGCUCCAUUAAGUCGGAGCCCUUCGCCAAAGCCAUUAGCUUCCAAAGAUUCCAGUGGAGAUGAGUUAGUAUUAACUCCUACUUCUUCCACACCAACUCCACCAGAAAGGCUAUCGGAAAAACGCAGGAGAGAAGAAGAUGAAGAAGAUGAACUCGGCAAACUUUCCCAUCACAAACGAAGAAGUUCUACGAGUUCUACGACAUCAACCAAUAGCGUGUUGAGGAGGAAACCAAGCUUCAACAAAACACGAGAUGGUAAUAAUGGACCUAAAAAGAUUGCAAUCAGUUUAACUCCAGCUAUCAAAACUGGUGGCGAUAGCCCUGGUGGCAGUUCAAGUUGACAUACUGUUACGUUGAUUUAAAAAUCUUUUUUAAUGGAAGAUUAAGAUUCUUCGGAGGACAUUGGCGCUAUUUAAUUGCACGACAUGGAGUUUGGGCGAAAGGAAGGGAAGGAAAUGGAAUUGUUGCUGAUUGAUUGAUAUAAACAUUCACUCAGUUCAAACCAGUGACAGUGAUUGCUUUAUUGGUUUGCUUUUAAUUUUGGCGCCAAUUGUUCAAUUUUGCUUGCAUCAAGAUUCUUGGCUUUGGCUUGAUUUUUUCGCUUUGGUUGAAAGGAUGGGGAGGGAAACUUUGCGGAAUUCACUUGAUUGUCAAUUACUUGUACAGUAGAAUUGGGACAGCGAUAUUUCUGGGAAUGAAGGGAUGGAUAGGUGGGAUGGGAUGGGAGGAAAAUCAAAUGAUUAGCGAAGGAAAGGGGAGAGGGCAGAGGAGAGAAGAGAAGAGAAGAGGAGAGGAGAGGAGAGGAGAGGAGAGGAGAGGAGAGGAGAGGAGAGGAGAGGAGAGGAGAGGAGAGGAGA
Messenger RNA from Botrytis sinoallii, 3484 nucleotides. RefSeq lists its product as uncharacterized. Gene Ontology annotation, cellular component: nucleoplasm; protein phosphatase 4 complex. Lineage: Eukaryota; Fungi; Ascomycota; Leotiomycetes; Helotiales; Sclerotiniaceae. Gene Ontology annotation, biological process: DNA damage response; protein dephosphorylation. The record is from RefSeq and is a predicted model, not a curated record. The transcript has 6 exons. The coding region runs from base 362 to 2968 and encodes 868 amino acids. Gene Ontology annotation, molecular function: protein phosphatase activator activity.